AUGGUCUACGUCUCAGCUCUCGCACCGGCCCUCCUGCUCAGCGUAACCGGGGCCUUGGCAACCACCGCCGCCGCCAGCGCCCUACCAACAUCCAGCAGCGUCGGCAACUCAGCCGCCGACAGCGGGCCCCCUCACAUCCUCUUUUCCGAGGAUGCCACAACCAUCUCGUACGCGAACACCGACACCGACGCCGACACCGACGCCGACACCGACGACACCGACACCGACACAAGCACCGGAUUCGAACCCUUCGACCCGGUCCAGCACAAAGGCAUCCACCGCUGCAACAGGUCCCCGCUGAGGUGCGACUGCUCCAAGAACGCCACCGAGCUCGCCGCGCUCAACGCCCUGCGCCACGAGAAGAAUUGCGCCAAGUGUUCGUGCCAUAAGAAUGGCGCUGGGCACGGUGUGGGGGGGUCUGAGGGGCAGCUGGUUAAGAGUGUUGUUGCGGCGGUGGUGGGUGUGGCGGGGGUGGUGGCUUUGUUGUGA
Molecule: messenger RNA, 489 nt
Organism: Chaetomium globosum CBS 148.51
Lineage: Eukaryota; Fungi; Ascomycota; Sordariomycetes; Sordariales; Chaetomiaceae
Exons: 1
Coding region: 1-489 (162 amino acids)
Source: RefSeq, a predicted model, not a curated record